Molecule: messenger RNA, 4484 nt
Organism: Sphaeramia orbicularis (orbiculate cardinalfish)
Lineage: Eukaryota; Metazoa; Chordata; Actinopteri; Kurtiformes; Apogonidae
Product: tripartite motif-containing protein 3-like
Exons: 13
Coding region: 190-2505 (771 amino acids)
Biological process (GO): protein polyubiquitination; proteasome-mediated ubiquitin-dependent protein catabolic process
Molecular function (GO): protein binding; ubiquitin protein ligase activity; zinc ion binding
Source: RefSeq, a predicted model, not a curated record
UUCUUCCUUACUGUCCCCUUCUUCUCCCAGACAGACCCUGCCCUUUCCUCUUAGUCUCCCGGUCUGUGUGGAUUCUGUCGUGGAAGAUAGAGACACUGACAAUGGGAAGCUUUCUCUACAGCCUGCAAUGCUGACACUCCACUCCCUUUUACUGGGAAUUCAUGUUAAGCGGCUCCUGUCCUGUGUUGAAUGUCCGUCACUAUGGCCAAGCGUGAGACCGGCAGCACCAGCCCCGUGGUCCGGCAGAUAGACAAGCAGUUCCUGGUCUGCAGCAUCUGUCUGGACCAUUAUCACAAUCCUAAGGUCCUGCCCUGUCUGCACACCUUCUGUGAGAAAUGUCUACAGAACUACAUCCCUCCUCAGUCUCUGACGCUGUCCUGCCCAGUUUGCAGACAGACUUCUAUUUUGCCAGAAAAGGGUGUGGCUGCCCUUCAGAACAACUUCUUCAUCACAAACCUGAUGGAGGUGUUACAGCGAGACCCGGAGUGUAGUCGACCUGAAGCGUGCAAUGUUCUGGAGUCAGCAGGUGCAGCUAUAGCCUGCCAGCCCCUGUCCUGCCCCAACCAUGAGGGAAAGGUGAUGGAGUUUUACUGCGAGUCAUGUGAAACAGCCAUGUGUCUAGAGUGCACAGAAGGAGAACACAGAGAACAUGUGACAGUUCCUCUGAGAGACGUACUGGAACAACAUAAAUCAGCGCUGAAAAAUCAGCUGGACACUGUACGCAACAGACUACCUCAGCUGACAGCUGCCAUUGACCUUGUGAAUGAGAUCUCCAAGCAGCUAACAGAGAGGAAAAAUGACGCAGUGGCUGAAAUCAGUAACACUUUUGAUGAGUUGGAGAAAUCUUUACACCAACGCAAGACGGCUCUCAUAACUGAGGUGGAAAACAUCUGCAGUACGAAGCAGAAGGUACUUCAAGCCCAGCUGACUUCUUUGCUUCAAGGCAAAGAAAACAUUCAAAGCAGCUGCAACUUCACAGAACAGGCCCUGAGCCACGGCAGCGCCACCGAGGUCCUGCUGGUCCAGAAGCAGAUGGGUGAGCGGGUCAGUGCCCUGGCGAGACACAGCUUCCCUGAGAACCCACAUGAAAACGGACAUCUCGAAUGUCUGGUCGAGACGGACGGCCUUCGGCGCUCCAUCCAGAACCUGGGAGUUCUGAUCACAACGGGGGCUGUGGGACAUACCAGCGUUGCCACCGGCGAAGGCCUGCGCCACGCCCUGGUGGGCCAACACACCACGGUCACAGUCACCACUAAAGAUAAGGACGGAGAGCUGGUGAAGACUGGUAACGCUGUUCUGAGGGCAGAGAUCCUUUCUGCGGACGGCGCCUGCACCAAUGCCGAGGUGGUGGACAACAAGAACGGCACCUACGAGGUUGGAUACACCAUCCGCUCAGAGGGAGAGUUUACGUUCUCGCUGCUGUUGUACGAACAGCCGGUGAGGGGGAGUCCCUUUCGCUUGCGAGCUGUCAAGCCUUCAGACGUCCUCCAGUCACCAGAUGAUGUGAAAAGAAGAGUAAAGUCUCCGAGCGGAGGAGGGGGUCACGUUCGGCAGAAAGCUGUACGCAGGCCCUCCAGUAUGUACAGCACCACCAAGAAAAAGGAGAACCCCAUAGAGGACGAACUGAUCUACAGAGUGGGAACAAGAGGACGAGAUAAAGGAGAAUUCACAAACCUACAAGGCAUUUCAACCUCUAGUAAUGGAAGGAUUGUGGUGGCAGACAGCAACAACCAGUGUAUACAGAUAUUCUCCAAUGACGGCCAGUUUAAGAUGCGUUUUGGGGUCAGAGGUCGUUCACCGGGGCAGCUGCAGCGCCCCACAGGGGUCACGGUGGACAUGAAUGGUGACAUUAUCGUGGCUGACUAUGACAACAGAUGGAUUAGUAUUUUCUCCUCUGACGGCAAAUUCAAGAACAAAAUUGGUGCUGGGAGACUGAUGGGACCUAAAGGUGUAGCUGUGGAUAAGAAUGGACACAUCAUCACCGUGGAUAACAAAGCCUGCUGCGUUUUUAUUUUCCAAUCAAAUGGAAAACUGGUGACAAAGUUUGGAGCCAGAGGGACGUCAGACAGACACUUUGCAGAAAAAAGCGGUGCAAACAUUGCACUGGAACAAAAGCUUAGUAAAUCUGGCCCUGUUUUCAGUCCUCAUUUUGUGGCCGUGAAUAACAAAAAUGAAAUUGUGGUAACAGACUUCCACAACCAUUCAGUAAAGGUGUACAAUGCAGACGGGGAGUUCCUGUUUAAAUUCGGCUCUCACGGAGAGGGGAAUGGACAGUUCAACGCUCCAACAGGCGUGGCUGUGGAUGCCAAUGGAAAUAUCAUUGUCGCUGAUUGGGGCAACAGUCGCAUCCAGGUGUUCGACAGUUCAGGGUCCUUCCUAUCCUAUAUCAACACAUCAGCGGACCCCCUUUACGGACCCCAGGGCCUGGCUCUCACAUCUGAUGGUCACGUAGCAGUGGCAGACUCCGGGAACCACUGUUUUAAGGUCUACCGCUACCUGCAGUAGAGCUGUGACGGCCUCCUUUAUCCCUGCAAGCACUGACAACGACACAACCAAUGUAUUCCAUGGGGUGCAAUGACCUUUUCAGAACAGCCUUUUGACAUGCACAUCAGUUUAUCUCUAAUAAUUAACUAUCUGAACCUGAGUUUACUCUUCUUAUGGUGUUUAUUGAGGGCUGUUUUUAAAGUUGGGUGAUGUAGCGUCCAAUGGGAUAAGUAACGGACAUAAAGCUAUGGACUGGUGUAAAAGCGUUUUUGUGUGUUUUACGCUGUUGAUGGUAUUGAACCACAUUUUCUGUGAGAACAGAGUUGGUAGGAGAUAAGUUGAAGUAUUUAAUGAGCCAUAAUCUGUCCAAAUGCAUGAAGUUUUACUUUAACUCAAUGCCUAAACAAUAACAGUGUACCCAUUAGCUGCUUUUCUUAUGAACUAGUUAAUGCUUACAGUGAAAAUUACAGUGCUAGACUCCAGCAAUGAAAUGUAAAAUUUCUUAUAAACUGACAUCUCACAUAAAAAUGUCAUCACCAUUUGUGCAUUGAUUUGCUGUAUGUAAUGUAUAUACAUAAAUGUAUAUUGUGUAUAUUAGAUCACUCCGUAUGUAUGUGCUAUAACACACAGCCAUUCGGCUUUUUGGAGGGCAGCAGUCAAAGAUUACAGGAUUUUAAUGUGUGUGUGUAUGGCAGCUGUUAUGAAGUGUGCUUUUGAAACAAACCCAGCACAUGCUUAAACAAAGAAGUGUCAUAUUUAUUUCUUAUGUAAGCAGCACAAUAACCAUUUUUGUUUUAUAUCUGUUGUUUUAAAAGGGACAAAAAAAAAAAAAAGCUAAUUUAUUUUAUUUUAUACACUAGCUCAGCAUUUACAAAUUAUUUUUCUAAAUUUAAUUUAAAUUGUUUUUUUUUUUUCUUAAAGCGUUACACUGUAUAUUUUCCCUUAAAAGGAAAAUGUCACUUUAAAACAGAAUUCGUAUCCCCCCAAAAUUUAUAUCAUUGUUUGUGCACAGUGUUUUAAGUCUUUUCCAAAGCUACAAAUCCAUUUUUAAUUUUAUUUCAAUGCGAUCAAAAACCAAAAAAACAUGGUUUUGGGGCAUGAUUGUUUCGAACGUUAUGGCCUUAUAGAAUACUUGUUUGGCCUUUAACAAUUAAAGAGCUUUAUUACAUUCAAGUGCUAACACACAGCAGAGGAUAUACACAUAUCUCAGGAAAUCCAUCCAAAUAGAUCAGUAUGUCGACUGAACAACUGCUAAAAUUGUUCUUUUUUUUCCUCAUUAUUGGAUUUCGGAGCUUUGUAUAAAAAUUAUUACUUUGUGCAAACAGUCUGGAUCCAACAUCAUCCAAAUUAUGGGUUAGAAUAUGAAUUCUGUUUAUUUGUUACAGAUUUUUUUCUUCUUCAUUCAAACAGAAAACAGUUAGAGAGUAUUAAUUUCUAACUGACUGAAUGACAUUUGCCAGCAAACACAUUCAUGCUUUAGAAUACACUUGCAUAUAAUAGCCUGUUCAUGCUGUUAGAUCAGACUUUUCUGCCUGCACUUCAUCCACCAUCACCCCCUCCCUGUAGCAGUAGAGCUGAUGCUGCUCUCACGCCCCCUGGUGUUCAUUCUAUGUCAUAUCAUAAGAAAACCUGCACAGCAGAAGAAUGACCAGGUGCAGGAAGAAGCCAGCUUCCUGGUCUGUCAUAAUUACCCAGAAUACUGUUCUACACACCGAACCGGGAACAUUCACACUUCCCACACGUGCAGAGGUUGUUUAAGCUCCAGGAAAUAUGACCUAAUUUAUCAAUUCCAAUCCACCAGGAAGCUGUUGUUUUCAUGGACCUGGUCUUUUGGUUGACUUGUUGCCAAAUGGGAGCCUGACAUCUGAUCUGAGUCAGAGGCUUACCUUUAUGAGAUAUGUCUAAAGCAUUUUAACCUACACUGUUUGUGUCACACCAAUACAAACAAAUGUGUUUUCUUUAUGAAUAUGCACUGGUAAUAAAAGCACAUGGUUUACUCA